CGCCAAAUCUUAAAGGCAGACCACGCAAAAAGAAGCCUUGCCCACAGAGAAGAGAUUCAUUAAAUAGCAUCAAGGAUUCCAACAAUAAUUCUGAAAGCAAAGCUGUUGCCAAGGUAAAAUGUGAGGCUAAGUCAGCUUUGCCCAAACCCAAGAGUAACAACAGCAACUGUAAAAAAGGCUCAAGUGAGGAUAAGUCAAAGAUUGCCGUAGGUGAAGAAUGCAGAGCUGAUGAGCAGGCUUUCCUUGUGGCUCUUUAUAAAUAUAUGAAAGAAAGGAAAACACCAAUUGAACGAAUACCCUAUUUAGGUUUUAAACAGAUUAACCUUUGGACUAUGUUUCAAGCUGCUCAAAAACUGGGAGGAUAUGAAACAAUAACAGCCCGUCGACAAUGGAAACAUAUUUAUGAUGAAUUAGGUGGUAACCCUGGAAGCACAAGUGCUGCUACAUGUACUCGCAGACAUUAUGAAAGAUUAAUCCUGCCAUAUGAAAGAUUUAUUAAAGGAGAGGAAGAUAAGCCACUGCCUCCAGUGAAACCUCGAAAACAGGAUAACAGUUCCCAGGAGGGUGAAGCGAAAACAAAAGUGUCUGGAACAAAACGCGUCAAAAAUGAAAACCAAAAGAGCAAGAAGGAAAAAGAUAAUGCACAGAAACCCCAAGAUGCAUCUGAGGUUCCAUCAGAACAAGAGAAGGAUCAGGAAGCAGCGGACCAGAAAAAUUUUCCUGAGCAUCCUGCAGUGAGAGAGGUGAAACAACCCGUGCAAGGCCCUGCAUCUCUUUUACCAGAGACAGCUCGGCCACUGCCUCUGGAAAAGACAGACCUGACAGAAAAUGGCACGAACAAUGAGAAGGCCAAGGAGGAGGCUGAGCACUCGUCCUCCUCCUCAAGCAUAUCCAUGCCCCCAGAAGAAGACACCAUGCUGGAUGUCACUGUCACGAAGCGAUCACACCCCCCGGCAGAUGCCCUGGAAGACACAAAGCCUGAACAAAGAGUGCACAAAGCUUUUACUGACAGCUUAGAAAGUGAACCUCCAGAGAUGCCCUUCACGGCCUUCCCGGAGCAGCUGCCCCCUCAGAGUGACGUGGAAGAUGACAAAUUGCCAGAGAUGGCCGACUACAUCGCCAACUGCACGGUGAAAGUGGACCAGCUGGGAAACGAAGAUAUCCACAAUGCACUAAAGCAAACGCCCAAAGUACUGGUGGUCCAGAACUUCGACAUGUUCAAGGAGAAGGAGCUGCCCGGGUCCAUGAACGAUGACUCCACCUUCGGUUACACGCCGCUACUCUACUCGAAGGGUAACCCGGGCAUCAUGUCACCCCUGGCAAAGAAGAAGCUGCUGUCGCAGGUCAGUGGGGCAGCCCUGUCGUGUAGCUAUCCGUAUGGCUCUCCUCCACCUUUGAUCAGCAAAAAGAAACUGAACAGCAGAGAUGAACUGUCCUCAAGCGUAUCACACGGUCCGCAUGCCCCUAGUUCUGAUCCCGUAGCAAUUAAUCGUCCCUCCGUCAUACAACAUGUACAGAGUUUUAAAACCAAGGAUGAAAGGAAAUCAAUUAAUGACAUUUUUAAGCAUGACGUGCUAAGUAAACCGGAUCCUCAGCGCUGUGAUUUUUCAAAACAUCACCUCAGUUCUCUUGCCGAGUCAUACGUUCCGAAGACGGAUAUCCAGGACUGCAAAGAUAAAAUGAGUGAGAAAAGGGCACUGCAGCACUCCCAUGUGCCCGCUUUCUUGGCAGAUUUUUAUUCAUCACCUCAUCUGCACAGCCUUUAUAGGCACACAGAACACCACCUUAAUAAUGAACAGACAUCAAAGUACCUCCCCCGGGACAUGUUCAGAGAAUCUGAAAGUAUUUCUACUUUUACUCAACACAAACACCCAGAAAAGCGAAAUUUAACUUAUUGCCCACCUUUGCAUCAGCAAGAAAAAAAGGCAGCCAUGGAGGCCUCUUCAGAUGAUCAGCCAACAGAUUUGAGUCUUCCCAAGAGCAUGCACAAACAGACUGCAAAGGUGUUGGGCUCCAGCCACCCUCACUCAUCCGUGGCGCAGCAAGAAGGCAAAGGUAUCUCCCCGUUCCAGGCUACCAGCCUGGACUGUAACCCCAAAGCCUGCCGCGUGUCCCCCAUGGCCAUGACAGCCCCGAAAAAACACAGCGAGUUGCUCCACAGGUCUGGCAAGCAGCAGGCCCAGAGGCUGGAGAAUCUGAGGAGGAUGGAGGGGAUGGUGCAUCCUAUCAUCGGCCGCAGAGCGAGCCCUCAAAGCGUGGGGGCUGCCCGGCCUUUGAAACGGAGCCUGGAGGAUUUGGACAAAGUCAUUUCUGAAAAAAAAAUCCGAGCUGUCUCUCCUCUGCACUUGCCAAAGGAGACCCCGGCGAAAGACAAGGGUCCCGACCCCGAAGGGGAAGGCAGCAAGCCGGUGCAUGGCCUCCAUUCUGGCGGCGUGCUGGAAAGCCACAAAUUCCCCCUUUCAGCCCCCAUCUUCCCAGGCUUGUAUCCGGGAAGCCUGUGCACAGGGCUCAACAAUCGCCUCCCACCCGGGUAUUCUCAUCCCCUGCAGUACUUGAAAAAUCAGACCGUGCUCUCCCCGCUAAUGCAGCCGUUGGCUCUUCACUCCUUCAGGGUGCAGAGACAAUUCCUCACGUCCCCUGCAAACUCUCAGCAACUGUACAGACACUUAGCUGCAGCAACACCCGUAGGAAGCUCCUACGGUGACCUUUUGCAUAACAGCAUUUAUCCUUUAGCUGCUAUAAACCCUCAAGCCGCCUUCCCACCUUCCCAGCUAUCCUCAGUACAUCCCAGCACAAAACUGUAAACCCCUUUCGCUCGCAAAAAAAGGUCUGAGAGGAGAAGAGUUCAGCUGGUGACAUUCCUCCCCCUGUGACGAUGUCUCGCAGGUUUGGCCGCCUGCGUCUUUGCCAGCCGGGCGGCAGUCGUGUCCCGCCUCGAGGAGCGCCUCAGAGCCCCGUGGAGACGGGACUGCUGCUUUAAUUCGGGCUCCCACGUCAGCCCCCUCACCCCUUAGCC
This is a messenger RNA of Merops nubicus (carmine bee-eater), 3016 nucleotides long. RefSeq names its product AT rich interactive domain 5B (MRF1-like) (gene ARID5B). Gene Ontology annotation, cellular component: nucleus. Gene Ontology annotation, biological process: regulation of transcription by RNA polymerase II. Gene Ontology annotation, molecular function: transcription cis-regulatory region binding. The record is from RefSeq and is a predicted model, not a curated record. Lineage: Eukaryota; Metazoa; Chordata; Aves; Coraciiformes; Meropidae. The annotation marks the transcript as partial. The transcript has 6 exons.